AUGGUUACCCGACCCAGGGCUCAGUCGGAUCCGCUCCACACGCACGGAUACCGCUAUCAUGUACAGUUGAUGUACCUCAUUGAAGAAGUCUACGAGCGCAAUCAGGAAACGUCUCCCCUCCUGCGUCUCCCCGCUGAGCUACGCAUGAAGAUCUACAACUACGUCUUCGACGCCAACAGCAUCAGCCCCAAGUACGAGACGCAGGACCACCGCACUUGGGAGUACCCGCGCUUAAACCUCUCGCUCAUCCAGGCCUGCCGCCAGAUAUGGACAGAGACUAGAUUGCUUCCCUUCACCCGCAACGUCUUCAGCGGCUACUCGGAGCACGUGAUUGAGAUGCUGUGCAAGAACCUUACGCGCAGCCAGGCCAAUGCCAUUUCCAGAGUAAGUCUCCUCGUCGACGCGUUUGCUAUCUAUCGCGAUGGAAAGAUCCCGCAUUCGGGUCUUAAAUCAUGGAUCAUCGUGGAGCUCAGCGACUUGUGCACGUUUGAGGGCCUCAAGGAGUUGGAGCUGGUUUGGUUUGGCAGCGAGAUUGAGCCUGUUCGAACCGCGUUGCAUGAGCAAGUCACCGAAGUGUUGGAAAGAUCGGGCCGCACGGAUAUCUUACUCAUGGUUGUUCCUCUUCCUCCUCCUCGGACGGACUGA
This is a messenger RNA of Bipolaris sorokiniana ND90Pr, 645 nucleotides long. RefSeq lists its product as uncharacterized. The coding region runs from base 1 to 645 and encodes 214 amino acids. Lineage: Eukaryota; Fungi; Ascomycota; Dothideomycetes; Pleosporales; Pleosporaceae. The record is from RefSeq and is a predicted model, not a curated record. The transcript has 2 exons.